Molecule: messenger RNA, 819 nt
Organism: Scaptodrosophila lebanonensis
Lineage: Eukaryota; Metazoa; Arthropoda; Insecta; Diptera; Drosophilidae
Exons: 2
Coding region: 338-637 (99 amino acids)
Source: RefSeq, a predicted model, not a curated record
CAGGGCAACAACCAACAAUUUCUCCCCAUUUCCAUUUUGAAAAAACCAACACACAUAUUUUUCGGCAAAAUAUUUUCGAAUUUCUAUUUCGGUUUGCCGCUCGCGUUCACUUUCAGAUCCAAGACUGAAGGCCUGAACGGUGUGGUCCCCCAUACAAAAUUCAAUUAGACGCAAGAGGAGCGUGAUUUUUUGCUUCAGCAAUUGGCAUACACAUGCUGCAUCUCUCCCACCACUCGGCACCCGAUGCUGCGGGCCUGCUGCUGGCAAAUCUCUACAUCCAACACUUGCUUGGCAAUGCCUGAGGGACUCGGCUGUGGUUGCUGAACCGCCGGACACUAUGCCUGACACGAGGUACCAUUUGCGGGCGCUGCCACAACAGCGUCGUCUGGUGCCGAACCUGCUUCGCACCAUACUCAAGCUACUGGAGGAUGCGCGCCGGCCGAUGCGGGACUCGGAGAUAAUAUCGGCAUUAUCGGUGCGUUUCCGGCGCACCGAUCCGGACUUUCAGCGACAGGUGCGCAUGAAUCUCCGCGACGCUGUCUCUUAUGGCAUUCUGAAGCGACAGGCGGACAUGUUUAUGUUGCGCUCCAAGCGCCUCAACGAGAUAAUGGCCUCGCUGGUCCCCAACAAGCGGUAAACGGCGGGGGAGGGGAAUGCAACUCGACAGCAGACCGAGCUCGAUAAUUCAUUAUUCAUUUCAUUUACAAAAAAAAGCAAAACACACACAUUUUAAAACAAGUAUGCACACUAAAUACGUCCACUGAGAAUUGAAUCCCCAACAAUUUCCAAAUAUACAAAAUUGCUUAGGUUGCCCAAAAA